GCAGCAAUGUACUCCCUGGCACUGGUUGUGUGCGCCGUGGCUCUGAGCCACUGCUCUCUUGCAGUGAAAGUCUGUUCCAGACCACCACAAGUGCUAUUUGCCACCAUUGAUGUAGAUAAGAGCGUGUAUGAAGUGGGUGAGGAAGUAGAAUAUACCUGUAGGCCUGGGUUCAUCCCCAACAAUGGCCAGAGGAAGUACACCUGCCUCCCGACUGGCAAGUGGCCUCUCAACACACUGCUGUGCCUACCAAAGAGAUGCCCAACUAUUGGACCCUUGCCGAAUGGAAAAAUUGAUUUUGUAGACCUCCACUAUCAGAGUUCCUUGAAUUUUUCAUGUGAACCAGGUUACAACCUUGUCGGGACAAGAAUGAGCCAAUGCAUGGCAGAUGGAAAGUGGAGUGGAAGUCUUCCACAGUGCCAACCGGUGACUUGUGCACCUCCCUCGCUGCCUGAAUUUUCAGUCCUUUCUUACCGUCGCUCAAAACCUGGAAACGUUUCUCAUUUCCUGGACACAAUUACUUUUGAAUGUGUCCCUCCCCUUGCACUUAUUGGGAAUGAGACAGCCACCUGCAUGGCCAAUGGGAACUGGAGCAGCAUUCCAGAGUGCAGAGUUGUCACAUGCCCCACUCCAACAGGAAUAGAAAAUGGAUUCUUUGAGUUUGUUGUUCGUAGAACAUAUCACUACAAUGAAAGUGUCAGCUUCGCCUGCCAGCCCAACUAUGUGCUGGAAGGACCUAAGCAUUCCCGGUGUGAAAAAACUGGAAACUGGUCCACAAAGCCAACCUGUAAAGGACCAUGUAAAAUACCAGUGAAGAAAGCUGUAGUAUUAUACAAUGGUGAGAAGAAAAGAGUUCAGAAUGACCUUAAGGAUGGUGUUCAGCAUGGUGAAACUGUAUCCUUCUUCUGCAAGAAUAAAGAAAAAUCCUGUGCCUAUACGGUACCAGUCCCAUGUGUGGAUGGCAACCUUACUCUCCCUGCCUGUUUCAAAGAACGUGGCUUUUUUUCAAGUCUUGUGAAGAAGGACCCAUCAGACAUGAAACCAUGUGAAGAUCAAGAAUGAAUCUCAGAGAAGAAAUACAGUAUGAAUUUUCUGCCUUAUUGAGACAAAACAUUAUAUAUAAGAGAGGAAAACUUAGGUCCUGUGAGUGUAAAUUGUCAAGUGAACUCCGGACUAUUUGCCAAUGCAGGCUCAGCUCUUUUCCCUACCACCAUCCCACCAUCCCUACCAGCCUCUCUCACAAGCUAUGCCACAUUAUUUCAGCCAUUAAUUCCCAUUCUCUUCUCUCUGCCUUCUUCAAAAUCCCUGCAGUGCUGCUUCUCUUUCCACAUUUUCAACAUUUACACAACUGUAAAUGACUUUCUCAAUAGUAGUCCCUUUACAAUAAAGUAAUUUUCAGCCAA
Molecule: messenger RNA, 1400 nt
Organism: Melopsittacus undulatus (budgerigar)
Lineage: Eukaryota; Metazoa; Chordata; Aves; Psittaciformes; Psittaculidae
Gene: APOH
Product: apolipoprotein H
Exons: 8
Coding region: 7-1059 (350 amino acids)
Source: RefSeq, a predicted model, not a curated record